Aaosphaeria arxii CBS 175.79 is the source of this 992-nucleotide messenger RNA. RefSeq lists its product as uncharacterized. Lineage: Eukaryota; Fungi; Ascomycota; Dothideomycetes; Pleosporales. Bases 238 to 777 code for a protein of 179 amino acids. The transcript has a single exon. The record is from RefSeq and is a predicted model, not a curated record.
AGCUUUGGAAACAACAACCCAACGCUUCACCACUUCGCGAGUCACCAUUCACGAACACAACGCCGCCGUGGAAUAACACAAUGUGAACUUCCAUUCAAAGUCCUCAAAGACAGACUCACGACCUUUUGCAAAGCCACACUGCCCAUCCCCUCCAACACCCUAAUCCUACCCCCAACCCCACCAUCAACCUUACAUACCCAAUCCAUCAACCUCAAAAAUACCACAAACCCCCAUACAAUGACCCGCAACAAACCCCGCCUAGCCCUCGCCCUCUACGCCCGCCCCAAGCACCCAACAACCUACCACUACGCCCUCCUCCUCAUUCCCAAACCCACCCCCAACUCCCCCUUCACCCCCGCAGCGACAAAAUACCACGUCAAGAACACUCUGCAAGUGCUCCCCGGCGACUCGUCCUUCUCGCAGCCCUGGCGCUUUGAGCGAGACGAAUUGGACGACGUGAGCCGUGAUCCUCGGUUGUUGGUCUGCGUGGUUGUCGCGAAGGUUUUGAAGGUGGGUAGGCUGGAGGAGGUGGUUAAGGGGGUAUCGGUUGAUGGGGAUGGGGGGUUUUCGUGCAGGUCGUGGGUGAGGGAUGUGAUUGGGGGUUUGAGGAGGGGAGAGGGCGUGGUUAGGGGGUUGGGGGAGUGGGAGGAGGUUGAUGGGAAGGCGAGGGAGUAUGUGGAGAGGAAGAAGGAGGAGGGGAGGUGGGAUGGGGGUGGGAAAGGGGAGAUUGGGGUGCCGGUGUUGUGUUUGGUUAGUGGGGAGGAGGUUGUGAGGUGAUAUAGAAUGGUUUAGAUCGAGGUUGAGGUGAUGGUGAUGCAGUGGUUGGGUAGGGUUAUGGUCAUUUUGGGUAGUUUUGUGAUUGGUGGUGGAGAUGACAUGGUCUUUCUGCACUUUAGAUGCGUUUUGGCAUGUCUGCCGAACUCUUUGAUUUGAUUUUACUUAUUGUACAUUUCCUUUGUUUUACAUAUACCAAUAUUUACAAGAAGAAGACU